AGCACACACACCUCCCUCCCACCUCGGCUGAGUCGCUGCCAAUAUGUGCCAUCCAUCGCGCAGAGUUUCCCAGGUCUCCGUCCUCUCAGUCCCAUGCGGGAGGGGAGGCGAGGAGGGAGGGAGGGAGAGGGUGGUCUGUGAGGCCAGCCGGGGCUCCAGGACGAAGUGGUUGGAGGUGGUGGGACGUGGUUCUGAUUAACGCGUGACGUGGGCGAAUUGCAGCAAUUGCCCAAAGUGUACGUGGAAAGGAGAGAGAGCGGCCAGGGCGCACUGGAUACGGCAGAUUUGGGGCGGGAAGGAGGCGACAGGAGGCAGGGGGUGGGGGGAGACGACAGACAAAAAAGCAUCAGCAACGGGGAGUUGGAUGGAUGCGAGGGGGAUGAGAGCGGGAGGAGAGCGGCUCUAGAAGCGUCAAGGGUCCCGUCAAGAGGUCUGGUGUCUGCACCAAAUCAGCUUCAGGGAUGUAGUCGAAGCGGCUUGGAGCUCAGCCCAUCCGAGCUCAUCAUCAUGAAGAAACACUCCGCAAGGGUUGCCCCGCUGUCCGCCUGCAACAGUCCGGUGCUCACCCUCACCAAAGUGGAAGGAGAAGACCGCACCAGAGAGAAUGUGGUGGGCACCGCAGACGCACAGUCGGCCGUUGCAGGAGGAGCAGAGUCCGGCACCAACAGAAGGAGGCUCCACUGCUGCAUCAGAGUAACAACCGUCCAGGUUCGGAAGGCUCUGUGGGGAGUCGCCAUGGUGAUGUGCGUGUGCUCGUCCUGGGCAGGCUCCACCCAGCUGGCCAAGCUCACCUUCAAGCAGUUCGACGCACCCUUCACCCUCACCUGGUUCGCCACCAGCUGGAACUGCCUCUUCUUCCCCCUCUACUACAUCGGCCACUUGUGCAAAAGUCCGGAGAGGCAAACGCCCAGGCAGAGAUUCAGGGAGUGCUGUCGGUUUUUUGGGGACGACGGGCUGACACCCAAGGUGUUCUUCACCAAGGUGGCUCCCUUUGGCCUGCUGUGGAUCCUCACCAACUACCUGUACCUGCAGGCCCUCAGGAAGAUCAACACAACAGACGUGUCAGCACUGUUCUGUUGUAACAAGGCCUUCGUCUUCCUGCUGUCUUGGAUUGUACUCAGAGACCGCUUCAUGGGGGUCAGGAUAGUAGCUGCUAUCUUGGCCAUAGCAGGCAUCGUAAUGAUGACUUAUGCAGAUGGAUUUCACAGCCACUCGGUCAUCGGCAUCGCUUUGGUCGUGGCCUCUGCUUCGAUGUCAGCGCUUUACAAGGUGCUCUUUAAGAUGGUCCUGGGCAGUGCCAAAUUUGGAGAGGCUGCACUCUUCCUGAGCAUCGUUGGAAGCGCCAACUUUGUUUUCAUCAGCUUCGUGCCGGUCAUCCUGUAUUUUACACAUGUGGAGUACAUUGGCUCGCUUGAAGACAUCCCCUGGGCCUACCUCUGUGGGGUCGCAGCCCUGCUUUUCGCUUUCAACAUCCUGGUGAACUUUGGCAUUGCGAUAACAUACCCAACAUUAAUUUCCCUUGGCAUUGUCCUAAGUGUUCCUGUAAAUGCCAUGGUGGACCUCUAUACGUGUGAAAUCCACUUCAACACGGUGCGCCUCAUCGCUGUGUUCAUCAUUUGCCUGGGUUUCCUCAUGCUGCUGUUACCGGAGGACUGGGAUCAGUGCAUCAUCCAGCUCAGCACGAAGCUGCGCAAACGCGAUGAGCCUGCAGAGGGCAGCGGGGAGGCAGGCGCCACCACAGGGCUCAACUGGAGAGGGAGAGGCAGGACCUCCAUGUCAACAUUUGCACAUUGACUCCAUGAAACAUCACCGUACAGACACACACAGAGGGAGACACUUUAACACAUUUGAUCUGCCUGGUUCCCUGCCUUCUGUCUCGCGCAGCUUUCUGGGUGAAGCAAGCAAAGAAAAAGAGAAACAAAACGAAGACUAUUUUGGACUGCCCUUUGAUCAAUAACAUUUCAACCAAGCGGAGAAGGUCCAGGAGGCACAGAUUGUGUGUCAUUCAUUGGCCGUCCAUUCCACUCUGAAGCUAUCUGAGGUGGUGCAUGGACUCAUAUCAAUUGCGAUCCUUUUUACCCCCCCAAAAUGAUCAGGUAUAACUGAUUGCGUAUUAAUUUUUGCUGUACCUCUUAAUCAUUCCAUCGAUUCAUGACAUCCUUGCGCCUGGGAAGACUUGCCAAUUUGCCUGAUAUUUUUCAAUUACGAGAAAGACACAAAACAAAGAACAUACGUUUUUCAAGGCAGGCCUAACACCUUGUAGACCAGCUGGCUUUAACAUAUACACAUCCACACACCUUUAAGAUCCAAAGAAGAAUGCCUAAAAUGCUGAAUGCCUGAAAACAAAAGGGAAGGCCCACAGCGGGCAUCCCUCAGGCGUAAACUUAAUGACAAAUACCUGCCUUCUGUGCACUGUACAUAGCUAUGUUUCACACCUUUGAUGUCCCGGAGCUGCGGACCUGAUGGGCUCAUCUGGUGUGAAGGGGACCUGUCUGGACGUCUGAGGAUCAAUCUGAGCUGGAGAAGCUUUUACAAUGCCUCUCUCUGUUCAUUCUGAGAGAAGAGGUCAGGUUCUUUUUAACCACGCUGAUUGGCUCCCCGUGGUUAUGCGCAUUCCUGGGGCUAAACUCCUACUCCGUCAAUGCUCACCCAAUGCUCGGGCCCACAGUUUAGUCACGAAAUAUCUAUUCCAGUAUCUCUAUUGCAUUAGAUUACAGUGCAUGGGGUUUGUUUGUCGAAAGGUGCGAGUGCUGUCAGACCAUCCAUAAAGCCCUUGCCUCACCAAGACACCAAUAAUAAACAGCAUUAACAUUUUAUUAACCAGGCUAUAGAGAUAAUACAUGUAUUUAUGCAUUAAUAUUUGAAUAAUCUUAAGAUCUCAUGAAUAAUGCUUCAACCAUUCCAAACUCUGGAUGGGCUCGAAGCUCUACCAGCUUAAAAUAAGAUGGACAGGCUUAAAAAAACCUGGAACUACCCCUUUAAUUCUUUUAAACCAUACCUAUCACUAAACCUCCCUUUGAAUUCCUACCACAUCUCAAGAUUCAUAUGCACACGAACCAAUCUGCGGAAAUUCAAUUUUAUUUCUGGUGGAAAAAAACAGACAGCUCGAUAGAAAACUGUCUCACUGUGGCUUGAGGAAAAAUGCGUCGACACAUGAGAAUGGCUCGCAUUUCUCCAGCUCUUGUCUUUAUCAAAAAAGCAAAAAAAAGUCUUACUGUACCUGUUUUCAUUUGUCACAUUUCUGAGGCAAGUUGACAACCAAGAAGAACCCGAGAGCGACUGAGGCACACGCCUGGUGAAGCGACGGUGUAAACUCUGCCUUGUUGUGAAUGUAUGAACAUCACUCGACCACACACGCUCAAUACAUGCUAUCUGUUUUUUACAGUGCCACCACAGACUGCUGCAGAGAGACUCUUUAAUACUAUCCUUCUUGUACUCAUGUGAAUGAGUUGCAUUUUGUUUUUUGGAACAAACUCUGGAUGCAUCGCACAGGACUUUUUAAAUAUUUUUUGCAUUUUGGUUGCUGACUAACCUCGCGGGGACAGUGGUUGAGACAUCUACAGAACGAGCAUGCACAUUCUGUAUGAGCAGAUACAGCUGAAAAAGUCCACUUCACUGCCUUUUCUUUGUUUUGCAAUAGAGUACAUUAGCACUGUUUCCCAUUGUCAUUCUCUAUGACAAUAAAUAAUAAUAUUGUAUUCCUCUGGAAUUAUUGCUAGACAUAAAUGUAAACCUUUGUAAGGAAUGAUGAUUUUUACACUGAGAUGCAACAUAUGAUUAUCACAUUUGAGGAAGAAAUAUUUAGUGUGAAUAAAAGAUGGGUUUAUUAGAUCUACUGUUGGGUGUCUUCAAGUGUAAUCACAUGUACUAUAUAAAAAAAAAUUUCUUUUCAAUACA
This is a messenger RNA of Acanthochromis polyacanthus (spiny chromis), 3897 nucleotides long. It is a transcript of the gene slc35f3b, whose product is annotated as solute carrier family 35 member F3b. The record is from RefSeq and is a predicted model, not a curated record. Gene Ontology annotation, molecular function: transmembrane transporter activity. NCBI's taxonomy places the organism in Eukaryota, Metazoa, Chordata, Actinopteri, Pomacentridae. The transcript has 7 exons. The coding region runs from base 508 to 1794 and encodes 428 amino acids. Gene Ontology annotation, cellular component: membrane. Gene Ontology annotation, biological process: transmembrane transport.